This is a messenger RNA of Puntigrus tetrazona (Sumatra barb), 3522 nucleotides long. It is a transcript of the gene ca12, whose product is annotated as carbonic anhydrase XII. Gene Ontology annotation, molecular function: zinc ion binding; carbonate dehydratase activity. Gene Ontology annotation, cellular component: plasma membrane. The transcript is spliced from 9 exons. NCBI's taxonomy places the organism in Eukaryota, Metazoa, Chordata, Actinopteri, Cypriniformes, Cyprinidae. The record is from RefSeq and is a predicted model, not a curated record. Bases 611 to 2128 code for a protein of 505 amino acids.
CUCAUUUUCAAAGAUUUUUGCAACUAUUAAUUUGAUUGGCUGAGCGUCUAAUCUUUCGCAAGACAGAUAGAUAAACAGCCUUUUAGAUGACAAAUCACGGAACAAUAGCAGCAAAAUCAGUCAGAGACAGGCCUAAUGUAUACAGCUGCACAAUAAACACGAUGCCCACAGCAUGCAUAUAGACUAGACACCUAUAAUAACGCUCCGUGUUAUUUGCGGGCACAGUAAACACCGAGCAAAUGCUGCAAUAUGGAGAUGUAAUCACUGUCAUACAAGCUGUAAUUUUUUUCUCAUAUCAGAUGACGCUCUAUUGUACCUUGUUUGCGGAGUUUUAAAAUUGCCGGUGCGGCUAAUAGCUAUUUGCGAGAGUUAAGUCAGCGCUGUGCUCGUCGGAUGCCGUCUCUCCGCCGCGGACCGGUAUGAAGUCACUCUCGGUAAACGAGAGACAGAUAUCCCGGGGCGCUGCUCUGUCAUCGCCGUGACGUCAGUUUGUUUAACUCGCGAGCGCCGCGUGCUUGAUAUAAGAGCCGCUUCCGACAGCCAUGUCAACGAUUCUCUCUUCUGAGUCGACUUCUGAGGGCACUUGAGAAGCGGCCGGCACCUCUCUGCGAUGACACUUACUCUCAUAUUCAUCAUCUUGACCGCGUGUCCCUUCGAGUCCACAGGAGCAAAAUGGACAUACAAUGGACCUGAUGGAGAACACAACUGGUCCAGCAACUACCCAUUUUGUGGAGGAGCGUUCCAGUCGCCCAUCGACUUCCAAACACAGCUACUGAGAUACGAUCCAAACCUGCCACCCAUACAGGUCCAGAACUACAACCUGUCGACCAAUGAACAGCUCACUCUCAGCAACAACGGACACUCUGUGCAGUUGUCUUUGCCGUCACACAUGUACAUCUCCAGCCUCCCUCACAGAUAUUCAGCAGCUCAGCUCCACUUCCACUGGGGCUCUUCCAACCUGCUGACUGGAUCAGAACACACUGUUAAUGGCAAACGCUUUGCUGGAGAGAUGCAUGUAGUACACUUCAAUUCUGACAAAUACCCCAACAUCUCCAUGGCAGUGGACAAGCAUGAUGGACUGGCUGUGCUGGGAGUUUUCAUUGAGAUUGGAGAGUUCAACCCUGCUUUCGACAAAUUCUUCAAAUACAUAAAUGGGAUAAAGUACAGAGAUCAGAAAAUACAGGUCCCAUCAUUUAACAUCCAUGCGCUGCUACCAACCCGUUUGGAUGAGUAUUACCGCUACGAUGGUUCUCUGACCACACCGCCUUGCUAUCCCAGUGUACUGUGGACCGUGUUUAGGAGACCCGUCACCAUUUCAAGAAAACAGUUUUUGGCGUUGGCCACAGCUCUGUACGCCUCUUAUGCCCAAGAGUCUACUACUGUGCUACUUCACGGAAAUUACCGGAAACCACAACUCGCAGAUAACAGAGUGGUACUGGUUUCCUUCAAGGAUGGACUGCAUGGUAUUCUUUCAACGGCAUCCCCCUUUCAGAGAAAGCAAGUCAUUCAGAAGCUUCUGGUGGGUGACCUUGCGGAUUUGGCUGAUGAGGGACUCUACCAAUUUCUGCCAAAGUUGAGUCCCCAACCAGGAAAGGAUAGGAAACUGAAGAAAACCAAGAAGCAGGGACACUGGAGCCAGGCAACUCAGAAAGAGCAAUGGUCAAAGAACAGGGUGCAUAGCAAUACUGACUACUCCUCUUCCGUUGGGAAGAAAACACCAAAACCUUGGUAUAUGGGAGCAUUUAAUUCGGAUAAAGGGAUAUGCUUUGAAUCCCUGGAGGAGAACGUUGUGCACAAACUCGAGAGAUACCAUGCAAAGAGUUUGAUGGUUGAAGCUCUGAGAGAGGUCGUCUUCCCGGAGUUGAACCUCAGGAGUUACUUGCACUGCCGAUCUGAUCUAGACCUUCAGACCAUAAGAAAACUCAUACAAGGAAGAUCUCGAGACGAAGCUGCCGAGCUCGAACAAUCACUGGCUGAAGCCAUGCUGAAGAAGAUGAGGAGGCAAAUCAACCAGCAUAGAAACCCAAACAUGAAAACCACCAUAGGGCAUCCUCAAGCCACAGUCCCGAAGGACUUCAACUCUGCCUCAACUUACCACAGACCUCAACGUGUUGAAUGGGAAGAUUAGACCCGGCAAGGGCCAUAGACCUCCCAGAGGGCCUACAUUUCUGCAGUACGCUGUCACGCACAAUAUUCAUAUAGUCAAAUCAGCUCUUAAGGCUAGCAUGUCAUUUGAGUAAUAUUUAUUUAGUUGGAUGGUACCCCUCUAACACUGUCUCUUAGACUCAGACAGUCUUUGUCUCGAACUAGUUUUGCCUUGCAGUAGAUGAAAUGACUUGUUGAGGAAAUAGUAUUCAUGGUAUGUUACGUCGCUUGUUAUGAAAACUUUGUAGUUACUUUCCAAUGAACUGUACAGUAAGCUUUUGCUAGAUGGAUGUCGACAGGGCCGCAAAAUUUCCAGUCAUCAGCGUCCAGAUUAACUAUCUAAUGAUUAGUCUAGACUUAAAUCUUGUCUGUUUUAAGCAUUAGCAAGGUUUUUGUGGGAGAAUACGACUCAAGCUAUUUUAAUUAUGAUAUGCAUUGCACAAAAAGACAGAAGAUCAUCAUAGUGAGGGCAUAUUUUUACAUUUUAUUGGGAAAAGUUGAGCUGUAAUUUUAUUCUGUGGUUAAGCGCAAAUGAAAAAGAGAAAAAGGGGUAGAAUCAGCACUAAAAGUAUUUUAACAUUCUCAAGUUCUCAAACGCUGUGUCAAACUGUUUUUUGGGUGUGAUCUGAACCCAGAGAGACAGCAGACAGCAUAACCUUUUUUUGGACACUGACUCAGAUUUUGGUCUAUAAAAUUCUUUGUAAAAUGUCUAGAUCAUGGAUUGUAAAAUAAAAGCAUAACGUCAAUGAAACAUUUAUCACUUUUUCCACAAAAAGUGGACAAACAUGACCCUGUUUAUGUUCCAAAUGGUGUACAGAAGUGUAAUUGCAUACAUUUUUUAUUUGUAUUUCAGUAAAAAAAAAAAUCUGAAUAUUUGGACUUGUAUGAUUUUCUGAUUUUAUUCACAAAAAUCUUUUUUCUUGUACUGAGCAUAGAAGAUGUUUUUUUUUUUUUUUUUUUUUUUCAUCCCAACAGUGGAAGUUAAUGGCAUACAGUAUUGUUUUGGACCCCAAUGACUUUCAUUGUACGGACAAAAACUGUUAAAACACUAACCCCCGGUUUCACAGACGAGGCUUAAGCCUAGUCCUAAACUAAAAUGUAAAUCUGUUUCAACUGAAAGAAACACUGAGUGAUCUUAAAACACGUCGGUUUCUUUGUUUUGUCUUAAGAUGUACACCAGUAAUGCUUUUAUAUAUAGCGAUAUUCUAAAUGACUUAAAUGUCCUAAUUGAACUAUGGCCUAACCCUGGCUUAGGUCUAUGAAACCGGGGCCUUAAUAUGUCUUUUGUGGUUUUUUUUCUUUUGAAUAUUCGCACAUCGUUUGUAAGUGCAUUAUAUUCACAAAGUUCCUCUCAAUUCAUAGUUUUCUUUUCUGUCC